AUGCCAGCCGUCGCACCUUCGGGCCACCAGCGGCCUCCAGGGGCAGACCGGUCAAACAAGCUCAAACCCCUGCCACCUCCGACCGCGCGCGACGACGAAGACGAGACCACAACCGACGACGACAGCAGCGAUGAAGACGCCGCCCUCGAGAUGGACGGCCAGGAGCUGUGGACUCAGAACUACUGCGCCACCUGCGACUGCCUCAUCGAACCGGGUGAGGGUCUGGCCGGGGCGGGCGCGGCCGAAGCAGCGCCGACCCCGCACACCAGCCUCAAGAGCCGAUCGGGCACGAUAAAGGCUCGCGGCCCGGACGGCGGCUCGGACGUCGCGCAGCAGCAGAAUCCGCAUGGGCCGAACGCCGCAUCAAAGGGCGCCGCCGCCACCUCCAACACCAGCAGCAACGGCAACAAAGGAGCCGACCUGAAGCGCACCAACUCGGCGGGCCGCUUGCAUGCGCGCGGCCCCAACGGCCCACUCGGACCGCACAAGCGCACCGGCAGCGCGGGUAGCCGUCUGAAUGCGCUGAGCGAGCUGCGUCCCACCACCAAGCUCCACCCGACCCAGGACGACGUCAAGGGCAAGGGCAAGGCUUCGUCGGGCCAGGAAGCUAAAGGCCCCGGCCGCCGCAGUCCAGCAAUCAGCCGGAGGGGAUCCUCGGCCAGCGUCAAGUCUCUCAACCACAGCGGCAGCGGGCCCAGCUCCACCAAGUCGGACGAUGGCACCGGCAGCGGCCCGGUCAAGCCAAAGUCUCGCGGCUUCCUCGGCGGUCUGACGCCCGCAGCGCUCAAGCAGCAACAGGCCGAGAUGGCGGAAAAGAAGCGCGCACCGACACAGCUCUACUGCUCCGAGCGCUGCCGCGCAAUCGACCAGAACCGCUCCACGGGCCUGGGCGAACUGACCCAGUACCUCUCGCAACCCCUGCAGCCAGUCGCACCGGCCGCCGCGUGGGUGAGCGGCGGUGGCUGGGUCGUCGGACCGGCGGCCUCGCAGUGGCCCCGGUCGACGAGCCUCAGCUCCGUCUCGAUACCCUAUGUCACCGGGACGCCCGAGAGCGAGUGCAUGUGCGCCGACUGCCUCGACAAGUGCGCCGACGGCGGCAGCGCCGGCGGAGCCACCGUUCCCAGCGGCGCCAGCGACACGACGGAAAGCUCGGGCGGCUACAUCUACGGUCGGCCUGCCACCCGUCAGAAGAUGAGGACCGCGAGCGGUCGCAUCGUGACGCCUCUCAACCUUCACCCGCCGGGCAGCUCCCCAACCGUCGACAGCUACUUCCCCGCGGUCCCCGGCCACCCGUCGCAUGCCAAGCGCGAUUCGACCUCCAGCCUGCGAUCGAGGCCGGGCGACGGCGCAGGCCACGACGCCGACCGACACCGCUCGAACCCGGUACCCUCUGCUGCCGCCACCGUCCGCCCUCCUCCCCGUACGGCCUCCACUGGCCCCGUUGGCAGCGCCAGCACCGCCGAUACCGAAAGCUCCGGCAGCCACGUCAGCCUAUGGGAGCCCAAGCUGCGCCGCCCGUCCGAGGCGACCGGGUCCGGCACCAUCAAGCGGACCAGUCCUUCGCGCAGGCCAGUCCGCGCCCACGGCAGCGAGUCUUUGAACUCGGGACGGACCACCGUCACCGCGACGCCCGCAAUCACGCCGCGGCAGUCGAUGAUGUCGCAGCAGCCGCUCGCCCCUCUGUCAUCGGAUCGACACCCAUCCGGCGUCGACGCGCAGGUGAUGCCGGUGCCGACGGUAACGCACAGCGCCGGACAUCGCACGGAGCUCAGCUCGGGCGGCGCGGCAACACGUAACAGCCGCGCGCAGUCGACCUCGACGGCGAGUGCGUCGGCCGCCAGCUUUGCCACCAGCCCGCUCAACCUUCUUCGCGGCAGCAGCGUCCACCAGCAUGCGGCUCCGUCGGUCGAUGUCUGGAACGAGCAUGUCGGCAGCCCGCCCUCCGCCCUCGCCGGAGGUGUCGCCGCGACCCAUGCCUCCCUCCUGUCGAGGAGCUUGGCCAGCAGCGAGAACACGCUGCCUGGUUCCAGCAGCAUCACCGUAUCGGGUCAGAAGGAUGACGCGCGCCAGCGCCACCAAUCCGGCCAAUCCUCGCACGCCGCAGCCGCAUCAGACAAGCGGGCCACCACGGCCAACAUCGACAUCGCUCAGGGUAUGGGCAGGACGUCGUCGCGGGAUGCCGAGGGCCGCCGGAAUGGCGGAGAGGGCAGAUCCAUGAACGAACUGAGCCUCGCCGUCGGCAGUCUCAAGCUGGCGCAGACGCGCGCGCACCAGCGCCACGCCUCGACCAGCCUCUACGAUGACCACCCGCCGAAACAUUCCCGGCGGCUCUCGCUCUUCGGACCGGUCACGGCGACGGCCGAACGUCGCCCUUCGACGGGUACAUCGGGCUCCAACAGCGGCUGGUUCCGCUCCAUCUCGUCGGCCUGGGCCACUCUUCGUGGCGCACCCGCCGAGCUUGACCGGAUGGGUGACCUCGAGAGCGGCCGCGGAGGAGACGACGGCGUCCAGGAAGCCGGAUCCGUCGAGCAUGCGGUCAUGGAUCAGGGCUCCAGGGCUCGAACAGGGCCAGCCUCGUCGUCGCGCUCGACGGUGCAGUUCCGCGAGCCCGCUGCGCCACUGCGGCGAGGCACGAGCUCGCAGGGCUCCUCGCGAACACCGGCUGAGGCCUCUUCCUCGCUGCCAGAGCACAAGGAGCGGCCCGAUGCCACGCCAACACAGAGCCUGGUGGCCAAGCCGACCAUCCGCCGCGGCCGAGUCCCAGCCUUUGUCAAGGAGAUCGGCCACGGCGAGAUUCCCGGCGAUGCGACAGACAACUUCGGUGUCCAAGGGAGCUCCUACAGGAGCGCCACGGACACUGCCAUCGGCGCCAGCCCCGAGUCUCGCAGCCGCGAGGGAAGCCUGUCGCGUGUGGCCACCGCCGCCGACGAGGAAAAGGCUCGCCGGCGGCAAGAGCGAAAGGAGGCCAGCCGGCAGCGACGGUCGCGGGACAUCCACGUGCUGCCCCCUUUGCUGGCGCCCAUCAGCCGCAACAGCAGCAGCACCAACCUGCUCUACGGCAAUGCGCCGCACAGCGCUCGCGGCACCAGCCAUGGUCGACCGCGAACGCACAGCACCACGCCGCAGAUGGUGGUCGGCAGCGCGGGCUCCAACGUCGUCCAGCACGUCGCGGUGCCGCCCCACCGCUCCACCACGCCAGGCUUUGUCGGCCACUCGAACGGCCCACCUUCCCCGGCGGCCAUGAUGAGGAGCCCGUUCCAGGGCGCCUUCCCUCCCAUUGUCGGGGCCGACGGCCGCACGAUCGUCAGCCCGUCUCGACCUGGCAGCGCGGCGGGCUACUACAGCACCGGCACCUCGCCCCGGGCGAAGGGCCUGGGCUGGGGUGCAAUGACCUCGAUCGCUGCAGCGCCCCUGUCGGCUCAGCUGCCUGGCACCGGUGGUCACCACCAUCCCCAGCACCACCACAGCACGUCGAUCGGCUAUGGCCACGCUGCCGCCGUCGCUUCCCGUGCCACCCAGCACGCCGCCCAUCGCCACUCUCACCACGCCGGCCACGGCCACGGCCACGGUCAUCAUCAAGUCUCGCACGGCGCCCACGGCGCUCAACGAGGAGCCCAUCCGGUCCGUCACAACACGAGUCUGCAGCUGGGCACGCUGGGCAUGCUGGGAGCCCACCCUCACGGGCACGCGCCCGUGGUCGGACGGCACUCGACGAUGCCGCAUCUCAUCAAGCGGAGCCCCACGCCGAGCGUGCCCGAGGACGGCGGCGAGAUGACUUCGCAGGACCUGACCAGCGGCGACUUUAUUCCGCGCCCCAACAGCGCCAUGACGCAGGCUCAGCGCAGCCGUGCGGCCAUGAUGCCGCCGCCGCGAUCGCGCAGCUCGAUGGGCGUCGACUCGGCGGUCGGCCACCGCCAGAGCGCCGCCGCCAGCGUCCAGCAGCAUGCCCACGAGGUAGCCGGCGACGCCAGCGGCGGCCUGGGUCCGGCCCACGCCGUUGCACAGCCCGAGCGUCCCGCGUCGAGCCAGAACACCUGGAGCUACGAGGCGCUCCCCGGGCUCAAGACGUACCCGGUGCUUCAGCUGCCGAACCGCGAGACGCACGACGUCUAUGACCAGGGCUGGGGCCUUGACUCUGGCGGCCUGGCCAAGCACCUGACGGGCCGAGCGCAGCGCGAGGACAGCGAGGGCGCGCCGAUUGACGGCCAGGCCGAUGGCGGUCCCGCGCCUCCGCAGCAUCGCAAGAAGCUUUUCUACUUUGACGCUUGA
This is a messenger RNA of Pseudozyma flocculosa PF-1, 4269 nucleotides long. RefSeq lists its product as uncharacterized. Bases 1 to 4269 code for a protein of 1422 amino acids. The record is from RefSeq and is a predicted model, not a curated record. Lineage: Eukaryota; Fungi; Basidiomycota; Ustilaginomycetes; Ustilaginales; Ustilaginaceae. The transcript has a single exon.